This is a messenger RNA of Lactuca virosa, 468 nucleotides long. Lineage: Eukaryota; Viridiplantae; Streptophyta; Magnoliopsida; Asterales; Asteraceae. The record is from the annotation of a GenBank genome assembly.
AUGGCAGUUCUACUUGCAGCCAUUGAUAGUUCUCUUGCAUCCGCUUUCAAUCCAGCAGAUUAUACGAUUCCAGAAGAUGAUCUAGAAUUGGGUCAAUUACGUUUAUUAGAAGUGGACAAUCGAGUGGUUGUACCAGCCAAAAGUCAUCUACGUAUUAUUGUAACAUCUGCUGAUGUACUUCAUAGUUGGGCUGUACCUUCCCCAGGUGUAAAAUGUGAUAUACUGUACCUGAAAGAUAGGCCGACUGCUGAGCCCACUCUGGCUCAACCGCACCACCCAGGGUGCGAGCUACCCGAGAAGCAAGCUAUUACAGCGAGCGGCUGGAGCAGUAUGGAGCCGAGGAGCAAGGCAGUAGAUAAGAUAGAAGAAGGGGUCAGAACUCCCGGUGGAGCAGAGGAUACGGUUAGGAUAACGAACUUGAAACGUGGAGCCCGAGCGUCCGGCGAGCGAGUGGUUAGUGGCCAAUAG